UUCAAGCCCCAGAGUAUCGCAGCCGCUUUUCUGCUUUUCAUCGGGCCUGUCUGUUUCACAACUACGCAACUAUUUGACCAAAAUGCCUGCCAGACAAUUCUUCGUGGGGGGAAACUGGAAGAUGAAUGGAGACAAGAAAAGUCUGGGAGACCUCAUCACCACACUGAACACAGCCGCUCUCAAUGACCAAACAGAGGUGGUAUGUGGAGCGCCAACCAUUUACCUGGACUUUGCCAGGUCCAACUUGGAUGCCAGAAUUGGCGUUGCUGCUCAGAACUGCUACAAGGUGGCCAAGGGGGCUUUCACUGGAGAAAUCAGCCCAGCCAUGAUGAAGGAUUGCGGCAUUGACUGGGUGAUUCUGGGCCAUUCAGAAAGGCGCCAUGUCUUCGGGGAGAGUGACGAGCUGAUUGGCCAGAAAGUGGCCCAUGCCCUGGAAAAUGACCUGGGGGUGAUUGCCUGCAUUGGCGAGAAGUUGGAGGAGAGAGAGGCAGGGACGACGGAAAAGGUUGUCUUUGAACAGACCCAAGUUAUCGCAGAUAAUGUGAAGGACUGGAGCAAGGUGGUCUUGGCCUAUGAGCCGGUGUGGGCUAUUGGCACAGGGGUGACGGCCUCGCCUCAGCAGGCUCAAGAGGUGCAUGAGAAGCUGAGGCAGUGGAUGAGGGAGAACGUCUCAGAGUCUGUGGCUGAUUCUGUUCGCAUCCUUUAUGGAGGAUCGGUCACCGGGGGCAACUGCAAGGAGCUGGCGUCCCAGCCCGACGUGGACGGCUUCCUGGUGGGUGGAGCCUCCUUGAAGCCUGAGUUUGUUGACAUCAUCAAUGCGCGCGGAUAGACAUGCUGAAGCCACACAUAAGAACAGAGGCUUCCUCUGACUGCACUAUCUAUCAUGAAGACAACUGGGUCCAGGCGUGACGCGCACACACACACACGCACACAUAACCGUCGGUCGCCCAUAUCUGUCUUUUAAGUUUGGUGUGUAUGCAUGCAUGCUUGCUUGUGUAUGUGAGGUGUUUUAAGUAUGUCUCAGUUAAUGGUUUGUGCUUCGAGUUGUCCUCUACUAGACGUGAUGACUGGAGUUGUACCCUGUUUAUAUUGCUGUGUUUCUAGUUCGAAAAGCUCCUUCGGCAAUGACAACAAACCCUGCCCUCACAUAUUGCUGAGUAAAUGUAAUCAAGAUGUAUUAUGCAUAGCACAGUCAGGCACUUUUAUUGUGACGCAGCUCUGUAGACGCAGCAUAGCGUUAACGGAGGGCUGUAUUACCCAUUUGAGCAAUCUGAACAAACUACUGAAGGAUGGAACGUACGUGUAGCUGAACAGGGUCUAUUCACACAGGAUUUCCUGUGUGCAUACUGUGUGUGUAAGAGGUAUGGGAGUAUGUCCUCUGCUGUACUGUUUGUCUAAUCACUGAAAUCACUCCAAAACACUGAAACGAUUACAUGCAUCCUUCUAACCAGCCAGCAAAAGAGUACCUCACUCGACUAAUAUACUUGAAAUAAAUGGUGUAGUCUA
Messenger RNA from Engraulis encrasicolus (European anchovy), 1506 nucleotides. RefSeq names its product triosephosphate isomerase 1a (gene tpi1a). The transcript has 7 exons. Bases 83 to 829 code for a protein of 248 amino acids. The record is from RefSeq and is a predicted model, not a curated record. Lineage: Eukaryota; Metazoa; Chordata; Actinopteri; Clupeiformes; Engraulidae. Gene Ontology annotation, biological process: glycolytic process; glyceraldehyde-3-phosphate biosynthetic process; glycerol catabolic process. Gene Ontology annotation, cellular component: cytosol. Gene Ontology annotation, molecular function: triose-phosphate isomerase activity.